UAAUAUAAUAGUUGAUAAUUGUUUUCAAAUUAAAUAAAUUAUACGUAAUUUAUUGCUAAUGAUUAUAUUCAAGCGGUAAAAUAUUAUAAAAUAUUACUAAACAUACAUCAAAUACGUAUCUAAAAAAAAAAACAAUCAUUUUUCAAAUGUAAAUAAUGUAAAUAAAAAAUAAUAUAAACUCGAAGUAUCUUCUUAAAAUGUUCCAAAAAAAAAGUUUUUAUAUCAAAUUAUGAUAGAUCAACAUUUAAAUUGAGUUUUUGCUUUACUGUAUAAGAGAAAACACUUUCAUUCUGCAUGUAUUUAUAUUUUAUGAAAGAUUAUUGAUUUUAUAAUUGGAUCUUAAUAAUUUAAUAACUUAAUAAUUUAAGUUUCAAGACAGGUUCAAGGCAGAUAUAUAUUUUAAGUUUUAAUCUACGUAAUGUAGUUUGAUAUUGUAUUCUACGAUACAAAUCUGUAGUAAAAACAGAUAAAAUGUGAUAAAUAUCAGAUAUAACUUUUCAUUACAUUAUUCAAGAAUAUUUUAUGAUAGCAAUAAAUUUAAAUAAAUAAAAUUUACAUAUCAUCCAUUAACCUUUAACCUAAUUGAAUCAAAUGACGAGGUUCAUAUGAUAAAAAUAGCAUUGCAAAGAGUUACACAACGAUAACAAUCAUAUAAAAUAAAAAGUAUUUACGUGAUAAUUCUGUGACAUAAAAAUCAGCGCUAAUAAAAGUAAACUACUUCAAAUCAGCAUAAAUUGCUUCAAAGCAACAGUCAGUCUAUUCAUUUUGUGCGUGACACGCGUAUCUAGACAGUACGUUAAAAUCAUAAAAUAUCGUUUGCUGAUUGUAAAAAUUUAAUUUUUAUUCUUGAUAAAAACUCAGAAACAAUAAAAAAAUAAAUUGCAUUUGCAAUGUGCAGUGUUAUCUAUUUAUAGUAAAUUGAUUUUUAAUUUAUAAUUUUGUGCAAACAAUUUUUUGUGCAAAUAAUGUAGACUGUUCAUUAUCUCGACAAAAAAUAUAUUGGGAAAGCAACAGUAACGUUCUUUUCUCGCGUAAUCAAUUGGAAAAUCAGUGUGAUGGAGCUCUCUACUUUAAUUCUGAUUAUUAUCACGGCAUGCAUCAGUCUAUAUUAUUUUAUCCUGAGCAAGCUGUCCCAUUUCAAGCAGUUAAAAAUUCCACAUGUGCGACCAAUUCCAUUAUUGGGCCACUUGACGCCUUUCGUUUUCCGACGUUUGACACUGGAAGAAAACAUUCGCAAAAUAUACAAUGUGUUCCCGGAUGUGAAGUAUUUCGGUUUCUAUGAAUUUAUGACGCCGGUCUACGUGAUUCGUGACCCGGACUUGAUCACCACAAUUGCCAUCAAAAACUUUGACAAUUUCUGCAAUCACAAUAAUUUUUUAACUGAAACCGAUCCGUUACUCAGUAGGAAUCUAUUCAACUUAAAAGGCGACCAUUGGCGUGAGAUGCGAAAGCUAAUCAGCCCUACCUUCACAAGUGGGAAAAUAAAGAUAAUGUUUAAACUGAUGUGCGAAUGUGCAGAGAACCUUGUCGAUUUUCUGGCGAACGAUUCUGGAAAUAUCGGCAAAACGUACGACAUGAAAAAUCUGCUGGGCAGAUACGCCAACGACGUGGUGGCCACGUGUGCUUUCGGUAUAAGCGUGGAUUCGUUCAAGCAUCCGAACAACGAUUUCCUUCUUCUCGCUAAGGAAGCCGCAAAUUUCACCGCUAAUCCUGUCAAAUUCUUAAUUAUUAAAAAUUUUCCGCUACUUGGAAGACUUCUCGGAUUGAAAAUAUUCAGUUCAAGGGUAAGCAGUUUCUUCAAAGAAAUUAUUGCCGAUACAGUGAAGACUAGAGAUGAGCAGAAAAUUAUUCGUCCAGACGUGAUUCACUUAAUGAUGGAGAAAAGAGAUAAUGAUCACGGUCUUAUCAUCGACAUCGAUGAGAUGACCGCACAAGCGUUUAUCUUUCUCGUCGCUGGAUUAUCUUCAACAUCAAUAACCAUGUCCUUUCUAACAUAUGAAAUCGGAAUCAAUUUUGAUGUCCAGAACAAAUUGAGAGCCGAGAUUGACGAUGUUCUUGCUCGAACCGACGGCAAGCCCACUUACGAGGCCAUCAGCCAAAUGAAGUACUUGGAUGCUGUGAUAAAUGAGACCCUUAGAUUGUAUCCGCUGGGAGGUUUCAUCGACCGAAUAUGCGUCAAAGAGUUUGAAUUACCACCAGCGACUCCGGAUGGCGAACCGAUCACGCUGAAGCCCGGAAACAGCGUCUGGUUUCCGCAUUACGCUCUGCACCGCGAUCCUAAAUAUUAUUCUCAGCCGGACAAGUUCGAUCCCGAUAGAUUCUUGAAUGAUGAAGUAGAUAACUCGGUGUACAUGCCAUUCGGCAUUGGACCCAGAAUCUGCAUAGCUAACAGAUUUGCUCUAAUAAAACUGAAAGUCAUGUUAUUUUAUUUGCUAUGGCGUUGCGAUCUCGAGCCGGAUACGGAUAAGACUAAGAUUCCCAUAGUACUCAGUAAAAAAGUUUUUGUGAUGCAGCCGGAAGACGGUUUCUGGUUAAAAUUGCGAAUGAGGAAGUUAAAGGCUCCUGUUACAUCAUUAUCGAAAGAAAGUGUAUGCGAUGAUUAAUCAUAUUUGUGACUCAUUUCACGCAUGAAAUUGUGUUUAAAGUAUAUAAAAUUUAAAAUAUAUAAAGUAUAUAAAAUACAUAAAGUUUUUAAAUUAGUGAAUCCAUAUAAUAUACAUUGUUCUCGUUCAAAUAUUUAAUAUAGAAAGAUUCAAUAUUGCAAAAAAUAUUUUUUUACUUUAAAUAAUAAAAAAAAUACUUUCAUAAAUAUUUUAGUUGUGUUAUUAUCAAAUUUGACAUAUACAUGUUAACUUUGUAAACAAAUCAUGCACGUUUGUGUUUUAGAAAUAAUAUUAUUAGAAUAUUAGAUAUUAGAUAUUAAUUAGAUAUUAAUUAUAUUAAUUAUAUUUUUAUAGUAUGCAGUAUUCUAAAAAUGAAAGUUAUAAUAAAUUUCUAAUUUAAUAUCAGUUAUAUAAAAUAAGUUUAGAUAAAUCGUAAUAUAAAAAUUUGGAAUAUAUUGGAAUAUUGGACAGAAUGUUCUGUGUGAAUAGAUAAGUUAACGUUGAUUGCGAUUCAGUUUAGUUGCUUUGAAAAAAUAAUUUAAAUAACAAUUUGCUAACAAUUAUUCCAUUUAAUAUUUGAUUAUAUAAAUGGUUGCUAAUCCUAUAAAAAAUAUUUAGAACAAAAAUGACAUAUUUUUUAAUUUAAUUACAUUUAUACUAUAAAUGAAAAUAUAAGUUAAUAACAAAAUAUAAAUAUUAAUUUUAUUCUUUCGCCAGAAAAUCCUACUGUAAGGGACAUCUACUGAUUUUUAUUUAUCUCGAGGAAACCGGCGUGGUUUUAACACCGACAUUCUUUUCUACGAUUAUUCGUAGAUACAAAUAUUAAAAAGU
Molecule: messenger RNA, 3434 nt
Organism: Cataglyphis hispanica
Lineage: Eukaryota; Metazoa; Arthropoda; Insecta; Hymenoptera; Formicidae
Product: cytochrome P450 9e2-like
Exons: 2
Coding region: 1056-2603 (515 amino acids)
Molecular function (GO): monooxygenase activity; oxidoreductase activity, acting on paired donors, with incorporation or reduction of molecular oxygen; heme binding
Source: RefSeq, a predicted model, not a curated record